Molecule: messenger RNA, 2880 nt
Organism: Miscanthus lutarioriparius
Lineage: Eukaryota; Viridiplantae; Streptophyta; Magnoliopsida; Poales; Poaceae
Source: the annotation of a GenBank genome assembly
AUGGCUCUGCAUCUCAAGCCAUUACGCAGCAACGCCCAUAGCUGUUUCAGCAGCUGUAGCAGAGCAACACCAGGACGAGGUCAAGCUGGGCCUCUCUUCUUCCCCCUCGCCUCCUCCUCUCCCUCCUCGCUGAGACGCCCGUCGUCGGUGGUCCAGCUCCGCCGGUCGCGGGACAGAGGGAAGAACAAGAGGAAGACGACCAUAGGGUGCGUGGCGGCGUCGUCAUCGUCGGAGGCGCCGAGCAGCAGCAGUAGCGCGAGCGCUGCAGCGUCGUCGGUCAUGGCGGCAGCGCCGGUGCGGGUGACGGCGGUGGCGACGAUCAAGGUCACCGUCGGUGGGUUCCUGAACAGUUUGAGGCCGUCCAGGGCCAUCGACGACGUCAAGGACCUCAUCGGCAGGUCGCUCUACCUCGAGCUCGUCAGCUCCCAGCUCGACGCAAAGACGGGGCAGGAGAAACCCAGGCUCCAGAGCUACGCCCACAAGGUGGCGGAUAACGACGCCGACGUGGUGACCUACGAGGCCGACUUCGACGUGCCGCCGGGCUUCGGCGACGUCGGCGCCGUGCUGGUCACCAACGAGAACCACACCGAGAUGUUCCUCGAGGACGUAAACCUCUACUCCUCGGUAGCGGCGGCCGGCUCCGGCUCCGACUCCGACAGCAACGACGCCGACGACGACGGUGCCCGCGCCGCGCCGCUCCUGGCCAUCCGGUGCAAGUCGUGGGUGGAGCCCAAGUCCGCCGACGCCAACGGGAACGGGAAGCGCGUCUUCUUCGCUAACAAGCCUUACCUGCCGGGGCAGACGCCGGCUGGGCUCCGGAGCUACCGGAAGAAGGACCUGGAGCAGAAGCGCGGCGACGGUCACGGCGAGAGGAAGCCCACCGACCGCAUCUACGAUUACGACACGUACAACGACCUGGGCGACCCCGACAGCGACGCCGGCAAGAAGGCGCGCCCCGUCCUCGGCGGCAGCGCGCAGUUCCCCUACCCGCGGCGGUGCCGCACGGGCCGGCCGAUGUCGGCCACGGACCCCAAGACGGAGACGAGGAGCGGCGACAACUACGUGCCCAGGGACGAGGCGUUCUCGGAGGUGAAGAACCUGCAGUUCUCGAUAACCACGCUGCGGUCCGUGCUCCACGCCGCCGUGCCGGCCGUGCAGUCCACGCUCAUCGACCCCGACCUCGGAUUCCCGUCCUUCUUCGUCAUCGACAAGCUGUUCGAGGACGGCGUCGAGCUGCCCAAGGCCGAGCAGCUGGGCUUCCUCCGCAGCGCCGUGCCGCGCCUGCUCCAGAUCCUCCGCGACGGCCCCGGCGACCAAGUCCUCCUCUUCGACACGCCCGCCAAUGUCCAGAAGGACAAGUUUGCAUGGCUGAGGGACGAGGAGUUCGCGAGGGAGACGCUUGCCGGGAUGAACCCGUACGCGAUCGAGCUCGUCAGAGAGUUCCCUCUGAAGAGCAAGCUGGACCCGGCGGUGUACGGGCCGGCGGAGUCGGCGAUCACGGCGGAGGUACUGGAGCGGAAGAUGGGGCCGAUGAUGACGGUGGCGGAGGCGGUGUCGCAGAAGCGGCUCUUCAUGCUGGACUACCACGACCUGUUCCUGCCGUACGUGCACAAGAUCCGUGCCCAGGCGAACACCACCAUGUACGGCUCGCGCACCGUCUUCUUCCUCUGCGACGACGGCACGCUGCGGCUGCUGGCCAUCGAGCUGACGCGGCCGGCGUCGCCGACGCAGCCGCAAUGGCGCCGCGUCUUCACCUCGUCCACGGACACCACCGAGUCGUGGCUGUGGCGGAUGGCCAAGUCGCACGUGCGCGCACACGACUCGGGCCACCACGAGCUCGUCUCCCACUGGCUGCGCACGCACUGCGCCGUGGAGCCCUACAUCAUCGCGGCCAACCGGCAGCUGAGCGAGAUGCACCCGGUGUACCAGCUGCUGCACCCGCACUUCCGCUACACCAUGCGGAUCAACGCGCUGGCGCGGUCGGCUCUCAUCAACGCCGGCGGCAUCAUCGAGCUCUCCUUCUCGCCGCAGAGGUACGCCAUGGAGCUCAGCUCCGUCGCGUACGACAAGCUCUGGCGCUUCGACACGGAGGCGCUCCCUGCCGACCUCGUCCGCAGGGGGAUGGCCGUGGAGGACCCCAGCGCGGAGCACGGGCUCAGGCUCACGGUCCCGGACUACCCGUUCGCCAACGACGGCCUGCUCGUCUGGGACGCCAUUAAGGGCUGGGUGACGGCGUACGUCGCCAGGUUCUACCCCGACGCCGGCACCAUCGCCGGCGACGCGGAGCUGCAGGCGUUCUGGACGGACGUGCGCACCGUGGGGCACGGCGACAAGAAGGACGCGCCAGGGUGGCCGGCGCUGGACUCGCCGGCGAGCCUGGCGCACGCGCUGACCACCAUCAUCUGGGUCGCCUCGGCGCACCACGCCGCCGUCAACUUCGGGCAGUACGACUUCGCCGGCUACUUCCCCAACCGGCCGUCCAUCGCGCGCACCAACAUGCCGGUGGAGGAGCCCGUCGACGCCGCCGCGCUCGCGGCGUUCCUGGACAACCCGGACCAGGCGCUCCGGGAGUGCUUCCCGUCGCAGGUGCAGGCGACGCUGGUGAUGGCCGUGUUGGACCUGCUGUCCACGCACUCCCCCGACGAGGAGUACCUCGGCGGGAUGGAGACCGCGCCGUGGAACGACGACGCCACGGUGCAGGCGGCGUACGGGAAGUUCAACGCGCGGCUCAAGGAGAUCGAGGACAUCAUCGACGGGAGGAACAAGGACCGGAGGCUCAAGAACCGGUGCGGCGCCGGCAUUGUGCCGUACCAGCUCAUGAAGCCCUUCUCUCAGCCCGGUGUCACAGGGAUGGGCAUCCCUAACAGCACGUCCAUCUGA